AUGUGUGGAACAUGUGCCGAAUUGCUGAUAUUUGAAUUAGAACUGGAAAUACCACAAGGACAACAACAACGGCCAACUUUUAACGAAGACUUUAAAUUAUGGUUAAAAGAAUGCUUGACAGCAUUGAGUAAAGCUAAUGCCAAACGAUCCACUUUAGUCGAGUAUAAAAUAACCGAUGGACAAUUUGCCAUUUCAUUCUAA
Molecule: messenger RNA, 201 nt
Organism: Rotaria sp. Silwood2
Lineage: Eukaryota; Metazoa; Rotifera; Eurotatoria; Philodinida; Philodinidae
Source: the annotation of a GenBank genome assembly